Molecule: messenger RNA, 2238 nt
Organism: Batrachochytrium dendrobatidis JAM81
Lineage: Eukaryota; Fungi; Chytridiomycota; Chytridiomycetes; Rhizophydiales
Exons: 2
Coding region: 1-2238 (745 amino acids)
Source: RefSeq, a predicted model, not a curated record
AUGCAGCAAAAAAUCACCCGUUUGUUUCAGCCUCUUGCAAAACCCACACAUUCAAUAAAGUACACUCCUUCAACGCUCGAUUUUUCGCAAGACGAAUUUGAUUUGGCUAUUCAAGCAAGCCUAAAUGAAAAAUCUUGUAAUCAAUCUCUUAUUCACAGUCCUGAUCGUGCUCGUCAACCUUUAUCACAUCAAAAUGAAAAUUUGUCGCCAGAUCUACUGUCUACAACAUGCAGGCCACACUCUGUAGCUACGCCUACUCCAGCACCUUUAAAAAAAGAAAGGCUUUUUGGUGAGGAUUUAAAACUAAAUGAUUGUAGCAAAUCUAUCCAUAAUGCAUGUCUAACCUUUUAUGUUUCCCCAUGCACUCUAGCAAACAUGGAUUUAAUAUGUAAUUCUGAUGACGAGGAUUUUGAGUCUGACACAGUCUUUCAUUCAAAGAAAAGAUCCGACAAUAGUCCAACUAAAUCCAAGCCAAAAUCAAGUUCUGUAUAUACUAAAAGCAAGAAAUUUGCAACGGCGAAUCUAGAUAGUCUGUCUUUUGUCAAUGGAUCUAAUACCAAGACACCUGUGCACAAUUCAAGCAUAAAUCAGGCCCAUCCAUCAAAUUCACCACAAUCUUUUUUAAAAGAGGACGAAGCAUUCAAAUCGGACAUAUACUCUUUGUACGGUGUGUUAAAAAGUCCUAUCAGAUCGCACAAUCCUAGCAAAACUUCCAGCUCAGUCAAAUCCUGUCACAAAAAAUCGUUUUUUGCCAAAACCCCACAGUCAGUGCCAGCAACUACAGCAAGUCGUAAAAUAAUACUUGAACUCAAUGAUCACGAUAGUGAUCAUGAUUUUCAACUACAACAGACUAAAUCUGUACAGGCAUCUCCAAUACCUAAACGACCUAUUUUUGAUCGACAGCCUUUAAACAACAGCAUCAAGAAUGAUAAAUGCCCGCUUUUUGAUUUUAGCUCCGAAGAUGAUGAUCCUCACAUAUUUGACCAAGCUAACGUGAAAUCUAAUAGACAUCACACAUCAAACGGUUCUAGUGCUCUGUUACAAUUCUUUCAUAAACCCAUUUCUAAAGAUCAUAUGUCUGCAAUCAAAGGGUUACAUCAAGUUGAAUUGGGCACUAAAAAAACUGUUUCUUCUGCUAAUUCUACUGUUAUAAAUACCUCUCCAAAUUCUGGACGAUUGUUUGCAAAGUGUGUUGAUCUGCCUGCAAAAUAUCAAACUAGUGCAGUUUCAUUGGCAAAUCAAACCGGCAUGUCAACGAUUGAAAUUCAGAACACUGCUUUGCACGCCAUGUUUUCUAUGGAUGACAACCCUGAUAUCAAAUCUGCAGCUUCCAUAUCAAAACCAAAUCGGCAUGCUUUGCUUGAACCAUCUUGGCUUUCUACAAAACACAGUAAUAGUGAUUUACUGCAAGAGAUUGAUCAACAACGCAGUAAUUCACCAGACUUGUCACAAGAAAGUCCAACUGCUAUACCCGACUCACAAACAACUGUCAUUGAUUUGAAUGAGUUUGAACUAGAGAUUAAAAAUAAGAGUAUUAGUGUAAACUCUGCUAGAGAUUCUCAGUCUCAUAGUAGAGCAAUGCCAUUUAUUCAUCCAGAUCAGCAGAAGCAUCAUUUGCCCUAUUGGUCCAAGUCGUCACGAGUGAAUACACAUAGAGGUCAUGCUCAAGCAGAUGCGUAUUUCCACGACCGUACUAUUGGAGCCAAAGCAGCUAAAAUGAGCAUACCUUCUAAACGAUACGUGGCAGAUGGCAUUGAAGAAGUGGAUCUUGAUCAUACAUCCAAUAACCAACACUGGAAUGCGUCUUGUCUAGCCAAUCAACACAAUGUUCAAUUUGAUGAUAUCGAGAGCGACAAUGCUGCUGGUGGAUGCAAUGUGGAUGAAAAUGAUACUCCUUACGAUGGAUUUGUGAAUAUUCAGCAUUUGAAAAAUACAGGGCAGUCACUUGGAUCAUUUGGAAAGUAUUUUAAUCAAUUUUCCGAAAUAGAGUCCAAGAAAAAAGGAAAGCGUGCUAGUGGUUCAGGGCAAGACCUUGGUAUAGUUCAAGAAGGAAACAGCAGUACUAGCAAGCGACAGUAUACUGCCAAAACUAAGACACGUGGCACUACAAGUGCUUGCAAUACCAAUGGAGAAGAAAGCAAAACGGGAGGGCAUGAUGGAACAGGUAAAAAAGGUAAUCAGCGGAGAGGACGAGCAGGAUAUUGGCGCGGGAAUCGCGGACGAUUUAAAAAACGGUAG